Messenger RNA from Salvia hispanica, 1079 nucleotides. NCBI's taxonomy places the organism in Eukaryota, Viridiplantae, Streptophyta, Magnoliopsida, Lamiales, Lamiaceae. The record is from RefSeq and is a predicted model, not a curated record.
UGAUGAUUUCCCGUAAUUUUUAAAUUUUAGGUUGGUCUGGAGAAGGAAAUUCUAGAACUGAAGUCUGAAAAGGAUUCCUGGGCCCAGACAGAGGCUGGUUUUGGGCCAAAGAUGAAUCAGUUGGUGGACGAGGCUUCAUUAUUAAAUUUAAAAGUGGUGAGCCUAGAAGAAACAGUAAAAGAGAUGGAAAGAGAGAGAGAUUCCUGGAUGCUGAAAGAGAACUCAGCAAGGGAAUCUAUUUCCAGCCUGACCGCUGAUAACACCAAAUUAAGAGCUCAGGUGGAGGAGCUGGAGCUAUCCAGGGACACUCUCUUUAGCGAAACACAACAGUUGAAAGAAUUCGUUUCAAGUCUACAGUUACAGAUUAAUAACCUUGAGAUGGACAAACAGACUCUAGAAAAUGGUCAUGCAAACUACGAGGCAGAAGCUGCUAGUGCACUGGUUGAGAAAUUGGUUGCAGAAAAUGCAGAGCUUGUUGAAAAGGUUAGUGAAUUGCAUGCUGAGCUUGAACAGAGACGUGUAAGAACUGAACAAUUUCCCAAUGUUGGCUCAGUUCCCGGUGCUGUAAGUGCUCAAUCUGCUGAAGUAUCUGGUGCUAGUGAGACAAUCACUGUCUCAGGCGGCAUCCAGUCUUUGGAAGAUGUCAUAGUCAAAGAUGAGAGGGAUGACGAGCUUGUGAACGUGAAACCUGGUGUUGCAAAUUCUUCAGAAAUAAUAGAGGAAGACGAAAUCGUGCAAAUUCCAUUGGAUGAGAAUGAAGCAGUGAAGGAAAGUAAUAUGGAUGCUGCUCAAAAUGAUGACAAUGUGGAUGUCUCGCUCACUGAUUCACCGUUGGUUGGCGCUCCGUUCCGUUUGAUAUCAUUUGUAGCUAGGUAUGUUAGUGGAGCUGAUUUAGUGAAUGCCAACACUGGCUGAUCAGACUAGGCAGACUGAAACAGAGAUUUUUGGAAUAGAUAGAGAGAGAUACAGCCAUAGAAGUUUUCUAGAAAGAGCUAGUUAUAUUUAUACAGUUUUCUGUUAUGUAGAUUAACAAUGUAGAUUGAUUAACGAUUGAUAAAACUACUGUUACUGACUUGUUA